AUGACAACGGUUUUAUCCUUGAAUGAAGAUGUACUGUACGUUAUUCGAUCGAAAUGUUCAUCAUCUAUCGAUAUGUGGCAUCUUCUUCUUGCGUUGAAUUAUGACUUACCAACAAUAAUGAAUCUACGUGCUUUUUGGAUCCGUAUUCGAUUAUCAUCGUUGCAUAAUAAGGCAAUAUUAUACUCGUUUAUUAAACAAAUUUCCAUGUAUUGUGUCGAUCUUCGUCUUGAUAAUCUCAAUUGGAUGGUUGUUGUUGAUAUUCGUCAUUUACUUUCUCAUUUUCGCCUAUUAGUCUCCUUCCAUACUGGAAAUGUUGCAUUGUCCAAGAGUACAUUAAUCAAUGAUGUGAAGAAUUUUUUUCCUUUUGUAAAAUAUCUUACUUUACUCAUAUCUGUGGAUGAUUCAAUGGAAUCAUGUUUAACCACUCGUCAGAGCACCAACACAGAUGAGACAUUUCAUAGUAUAUGUACAACAUUGAAUGAAAUGCAACAUCUCGAGCACAUUGUAUUAGUAUUACAAGACAAAAAAGGUGGAUGUCUAUCUGAUCUCAGUGCACGAACUAAUUUUCGUUUGGCUUGUGAAUUUAUCUCGAGGAGAAUAAACAAUUGCACGUUAAUUUCAAUCGAAGAGAAUGGACACGAUAUCAAAGAUCGAUUCCCAUCAAACGAUUCUUCCGACAGAACAUAUACCGGUUCGAUAGAUUUAUUUCUAAACAAUACAAUCAAACAUUUGAUUAUCUCUUUUCGAUGGAUGCUAAGCGGAAAUCUAAAACUCGCCAUUACUGAUUCUAGUCAAGAGAAGUGGCAACUGGAAAGUUUAGUUUUACCGUGUGUACCAUUGACGUGGGAGACAAUUGAGCUGAAUCAAUUGAAAUUAUUGGAUAUAGGUUAUGUUAAUUCGAAAAAUCGAGACGAAUUAACACGUCUUGAUGAAUUGCUGAUAUGCCAUCAUCGUUCUCAUUCAUUACAAGAUUUAACUUUGAAUUUAAAUGAAUGGCAAUCUGUAAGAUUUGUUAUUCGAUGGAAAAAUCAAGAAAAGAAUUCGGCAGCAGCACAAUUUACUUCAAUAUUCGAGAAUUGCUUUGAUCCGAUAAAUACAUCCGAAGAUGAAAAUAUGAUCAGUGAAGAUCACAGCGUCAAAUCAAACGAUGUUAUCGAUGACUUUCUUCUGGAAUUUAUUGAUGAUACUGAAGCCACGAUCUUUCAACUACCAUUAGAUUAUUCUUGGCUGAUUAAAUUGACUAAUUUAAAUCUGACUGGUAUUCAUUAUCAUUCGAUUGAUUUGAAUCACAUUUUCAAUUCCUUAUCUCUCCUUCGAACACUAAGUCUUUCACCAUGUUUACUUUUCUACCUCGAUCAAUACGAAUGUCAUUGUCAGUCGACAUCUGAUCCAUAUGAAAUACAUUCUUUAAAUCGCAAUCUUCUUUCUCUCAAUCUUGUUUGUCAUCUGACGAACCUGAAGGAACCGUGUUCAAUCUUCUUCAAUCAGCACAAACAUCAUUCGAUUCGUCAUUCAUCCAUUCAUCAACAUCUGAAAACCAAUGAAUCGUCCUUUCAUUAUGAAGUAUUCAUUCGUCGGAUUAUUCGAACAGUGUUGCAAGCAUUAGAUCUGCAUCAUUUUAGCAUGAGAAUGCCGAAUUAUGAAAUGAAUAUCGAUGAUCUCAAUCUACAAGAGAACAAUCAUUUGGAAACGUUGAUCUUCGAUGUGAAAUUACCGUUAGCCUUUCAUUCAAAAUUAGCUCGAUUCUAUUCAAUAAAUCGUCCGAAUAAUCUAAAGCGAUUGGUAUUCUUGAGUGAAAACGAAUUUCAAUUAACACCGAUACUUAUCGAUCGCUUUCAUUCAUUGGAAAUCAUCGAAAUUCUAUCACUCAACUGUCAUUUGAACCGAACGACUAUUCAAUAUCUUGAAAAAGUUUUGAAACCUAGUCAAUAUCCAAAUCUGAAUACGUUUCGUCUGUGGAUUAGUAGUGUGGAUGCGACUCAUCUGCUCAAACAUCUGCAUAAAACUGUUCGAUUAGCUUUCGAACCAGUCAAACCUGGCUUUAUUUUCGACAUUUCCAUUGUGAAUCCAUCGACGCGUGCUUUUCAAACACGAAAGUGUAUUUUGUAUGACAGAACGCAUGAAAUACAUCAGCUUUUUUAUUGUGUACCUUCACACCAAUUGUCGAUUGUCUAUCCGAGUUAUUUGAAUUCGAAACCGUUGUACAGUGAACGAAUUUUUCCGAAAUAA
Adineta ricciae is the source of this 2229-nucleotide messenger RNA. NCBI's taxonomy places the organism in Eukaryota, Metazoa, Rotifera, Eurotatoria, Adinetida, Adinetidae. The record is from the annotation of a GenBank genome assembly.